AUGUUAAAAAUAGUCCAGCGUUUUUUGUUGGGAAAAUUGAGCACCAUCUGUCCUUCUACACCGAAUGUGCAGAAGAGCGGAGUCGUUGUUAUUAGCUAUGAAGUUGUCGAUGUAUUUCAAGAUCCAGGUCCGGCCCCAACAGCUCUAGUUUCAGCUGCUCCAUUUCCAAUAGCUCCAGUUCCAAUAGCUCUAGUUCCAAUAGCUCUGACCCAGGACCCAGGACACAGGACCCAAGGAGCUCCCAGAGCCCCAGCUCCAGCUCAAGCUCAAGCUGGAGAACUGACGAUUCUCACUGUUUCUCUCUCGCUUUUAUACGGAAAAUCAAGAGAUUCUUAUCUCUUUGCUCCAUUUUUUUUCUUUUUUUUCACUUUUUUAAAAAGAUAA
Messenger RNA from Caenorhabditis briggsae, 384 nucleotides. The transcript has a single exon. The record is from RefSeq and is a predicted model, not a curated record. NCBI's taxonomy places the organism in Eukaryota, Metazoa, Nematoda, Chromadorea, Rhabditida, Rhabditidae. Bases 1 to 384 code for a protein of 127 amino acids.